CUCUCCCCCUUGGUUGGGCUUUGCCAACAUAUCAAGAUGCGUUUCGCAGGCUUCCAUCACUAACCUCCCGGAGGUCAUCAAGCCAAAUUUAUGAGUGGCCGCUGGAGUCACGUGACUCUAUUUAAGGCUCCCUUAUUUGGGAAGAGCGCAUAGGAUAAAGAAAGAGAUAUCUCCACCUAUAAAUUGUGCACUUUGGAGAACAAAAAACCCCUCAACUUCAAAGAGUCACAAAUCACCCUUAAUCAAAAAGGGUGCAGAAAUUUUUUUUUUGGGCCCUCCCCGCCAUGAGCUCCUACGUAGCCAAUUCAUUCUAUAAGCAGAGCCCCAAUAUCCCUGCCUAUAACAUGCAAACUUGUGGGAACUAUGGAUCGGCCUCAGAGGUGCAGGCACCCAGGUACUGCUACGGCGGAAUGGACUUAAGCAUCAGUUUCCCACCGCCUGCGCCUUCCAACUCUCUCCACGGGGUAGACAUGGCUGCCAACUCCCGGGCUCACCCCGACCGCCCCGCCUGCAGCGCCGCGGCCGCUCCGGGACACGCGCUGGGCAGAGACGAAGCGGCUCCUCUGAACCCCGGGAUGUACAGUCAGAAGGCGGCUCGCCCGGCGCUGGAGGAGCGAGCUAAGAGCAGUGGGGAGAUCAAAGAGGAGCAGGCGCAGACAGGGCAGCCCGCCGGACUGAGCCAGCCACCGGCCCCGCCACAGAUUUAUCCGUGGAUGACCAAACUGCACAUGAGCCACGAGACGGAUGGCAAGCGGUCCCGAACCAGCUACACGCGCUACCAGACCCUGGAACUGGAGAAGGAAUUCCACUUUAACCGCUACCUCACUCGCCGGAGGCGCAUAGAGAUCGCCAACAACUUGUGUCUCAACGAGAGACAGAUCAAGAUCUGGUUCCAGAACCGCAGGAUGAAGUGGAAGAAAGAUUCCAAAAUGAAAAGCAAAGAGGCUCUUUAGAGGCAGCCGGGCGGCCCACAGAGAGCCUCCCGGGGCCCCCCAAGCCGCCUUCGGUCCUGCGCCUUUCCUUUUCGGUUUUUUUCUCUCUAUAUUUUGGGGUGCGGGGGUGGGAGCUAGAAUCUUGGCCCCCAGGGCCUCUCAGACAAAAAAGCGCUUUCCCCACCCACCCGGGUUCCCGCUGCGGGGGGCUGCCCCAUCUCCCCUUAGCUGGACUCAGCUCCGCUCAGCUCAGCACCGGGCAGCUCCGGUGCAGGCUGAUACCUAGCGACCCUGGGCCUGGGCAGCCUCUCUGGCUCCCAGCCCCAGCCUGCCAGGCCCAGCCGAGUCACUGUGGUCCCGGCCGGUGCCACAGGCCCCUGGCUCCGACCCUCCAGCCUUGCCCUCGCCUUUGUUCCCGGAUAGGCCGGCCGAGCGGCUGCAGGCUGGUGAGAGAGUGGCUGUGCCUGGCGGAGUCCGUCGCCAAGUCUUGGGGUGCUUCUUUGCGGUGACUAAACCCCCUGUGCACUUACUGGAGAUUUACAUAUGAAAAGGGGAGAGGCUGGGGGUCCCCUCGGUUGCCCCGUGCUCUGGGGACCUCUCUUCCCACGGGAGAAAUCCGGGAACCGCUCCCACCCCAGCCUGCGCCGCCCGCUGCAUGUCCUCAGGCCCAGCCCCAGCCUGCUAGCUAGCUCCAUUACCGGGGUUUCCUGCCGCUGGGCCCCUUGCUGGUCCGCGGUCCCCGCCACAGCCCUCUCUGCCCUCUCGCCCCAUCGCUAUGGCCCAACUAUUUAUUGACUCCAGGUCUUUCCGGAAGCUAUAUUUUGUCAUAUCAAAUAAAGACGAAGCGAGAACAGGACUGAAAGUGCCGUGGCUCCCGUCUGUUUGGGUCAAAGUGUCUGAAUGGGCUCUGAGGUGUAGGGGGAGGCCCCUCGCCUUUAAGUCUCCCCUGGAAAAACAAAUUGUUCUGGGGACUUCUAAGGGCAGCGAGAAAGGGGAGAUGAACUCAGCCCCUUUCCUGGCCCGAGGCCGCGGAGCAGAGCGCACCGGUCUGCGCACCGGUUCCCACUCUGGCUCCAGACUGGCAGCAGCCCUCCCCGCCCCGCCUCUUGCAUGCCAGAGCUAAUCUGUAGGGACCGAUGGCUCCGCCGUGUGCUAGAUUUCGGGGCCCUCUGGGCCCUCUGGAGGGCUCUCCUGGGGCCAGGGGGCCCACUGCCUGAUAUAGAGGUGUUGGGGGGACCAGGCCAUGUGUGCUUCAGCUUUCUCUGCUACUGGGGGGCGGGGAGGGCGAGCUGCAGUGCCUACCUGCCUGGCAGGAAGUGCUCAGACCCUUUCCUCCACCUUCUGGGGCCUAGGGCUAUGCAGGACAAUU
Molecule: messenger RNA, 2301 nt
Organism: Lepus europaeus (European hare)
Lineage: Eukaryota; Metazoa; Chordata; Mammalia; Lagomorpha; Leporidae
Gene: HOXC5
Product: homeobox C5
Exons: 2
Coding region: 285-953 (222 amino acids)
Biological process (GO): embryonic skeletal system morphogenesis; anterior/posterior pattern specification; regulation of transcription by RNA polymerase II
Cellular component (GO): nucleus
Molecular function (GO): DNA-binding transcription factor activity, RNA polymerase II-specific; RNA polymerase II cis-regulatory region sequence-specific DNA binding
Source: RefSeq, a predicted model, not a curated record